AUGGUGAAGCUGAUGGCGGAGCUGAUGGAGCAGGUGGCGCAGUACACCAGCGUGGUACAGGACUGUGAGUUGGACCUCCGUGGGUAUAAAAUUCCUGUCAUUGAAAACCUAGGUGCUACCUUAGACCAGUUUGAUGCUAUUGAUUUUUCUGACAAUGAAAUCAGGAAACUGGAUGGUUUUCCCUUGUUGAGAAGACUGAAAACAUUAUUAGUGAACAACAACAGAAUAUGCCGUAUAGGUGAGGGACUUGAUCAGGCUCUGCCCUGCCUGAGAGAACUCAUUCUCACCAACAAUAGUCUUGUGGAACUGGGUGAUCUGGACCCUUUGGCAUCUCUCAAGUCACUGACUUAUCUAAGCAUGCUAAGAAAUCCUGUAACAAAUAAGAAGCAUUACAGACUUUAUGUGAUUUAUAAAGUUCCACAAGUCAGAGUACUGGAUUUUCAGAAAGUGAAGCUAAAAGAGCGUCAGGAAGCAGAGAAAAUGUUCAAGGGCAAACGGGGUGCACAGCUUGCAAAGGAUAUUGCCAGGAGAAGCAAAACUUUCAAUCCAGGUGCUGGUUUGCCAACAGACAAAAAGAAAGGUGGGCCAUCUCCAGGGGAUGUAGAAGCAAUCAAGAAUGCCAUAGCAAACGCAUCAACUCUGGCUGAGGUAGAAAGGCUGAAAGGCUUGCUGCAGUCGGGUCAGAUACCUGGGAGAGAACGCAGAUCAGGGCCCAGUGAUGAUGGUGAAGAAGAGAUGGAAGAAGACACAGUCACAAAUGGGUCCUGAGAUCCCUGGCAGAUGUCUCAUAGGCACUUUUGGGACAAGUCUUGCUUCUUUUGAGCAUAGAAUAACAGUCUUGCUUGUAUCAGCAACGUGGAAACAACCUAUCAGCAUUGCUGAAUGCUUGAAACUGCUGCUGAUAAUUUUUUAAUAUGAACCUUGGAAUCUAAAUGUCAGUUUUCUACAAAUGGUAAAAUAAAGGCCACUCACUGUGCUGCCAG
This is a messenger RNA of Nannospalax galili (Upper Galilee mountains blind mole rat), 983 nucleotides long. It is a transcript of the gene Snrpa1, whose product is annotated as small nuclear ribonucleoprotein polypeptide A'. Gene Ontology annotation, molecular function: protein binding; U2 snRNA binding. The coding region runs from base 1 to 768 and encodes 255 amino acids. The transcript has 8 exons. Gene Ontology annotation, cellular component: U2 snRNP. Gene Ontology annotation, biological process: mRNA splicing, via spliceosome. The record is from RefSeq and is a predicted model, not a curated record. NCBI's taxonomy places the organism in Eukaryota, Metazoa, Chordata, Mammalia, Rodentia, Spalacidae.